CACACUAGACUACCCCAAGCUGCGCGGAUCACGAGCGAGACUCACCCGCCAACACUUUCACCCUGAAGCAGUCUUCUGCAACGCGCACAGGGUAUGCAGCCACGACUGGCUGCUCAACGUGCCAUCGAGGAAUAUACAAAGUUGAACUUACUUUUUGCAAGCUGCUUCUGUAGAGUACAAACACUGGGUCUCAAUUUCUUGACCGCUUCAGUUUAAAUAUUUAACUUUUAGAGACUGCGUUUGAUAUGAUGGAUACGCGGAGGCUUGUGCCAAGAAGUCUCCUGUUUGCAGUGGUGGUGCUUUUAUGGGAUUUUACUUUGGCUUCUGAAAUGCAAGUGAUUGACAUGCUGGAGCUGCACGAUGCCAAGCAUAUUGCGUCCGCAGUGGGGAAGAUGACAGUAGCCAUGCAAAGUGUGUCGGACCUAUACCUGGUCUCUACUCUCCGCCUACCACCCAAACUAGGAGGGAUGCUACUGGGCCUGUAUAACAAGGAAGACAAUAGGAAGUACCUGGAAGUGGCCCUCAUGGGCAAGGUCAACAAGGUUCUGGUGCGCUACAUUCGAGAGGAUGGGAAACUCCACACUGUGAAUCUUCAGAACCCUGGCCUCUCCGAUGGACGCACCCAGUCCAUCAUCCUCCGGGUGGCUGGGCUCCAAAGAAGCCACCUACACCUGGAGCUUUAUGUCAACUGCCGAUUGGCCGACUCGGCACAGGGCUUGCCGUCAUUGGUCAAAUUACCAGUGGAGGCGGAGGCCGUGGAAGUUCGUAAUGGACAAAAGGCGUAUGCCAGACUUCAGGGUACAGUCGACACUCUUAAGAUGGCUCUUGGUGGCUCAUUGGCCAAAGCAGGUUUACUGACAGACUGCCCUUUCCAAGGAGAUAAAUCUUUUCAAAAUUCAGUGAGUACAGAUGUGAAUGCUAUUCUUGGUGACCACACCAAGGCUCUGAUUGGCCAGCUCAUCAUCUUCAACCAGAUAUUGGGAGAGCUCCGGGAGGACAUCAGAGAACAGGUGAAGGAGAUGUCCCUAAUCAGAAACACCAUUCUAGAAUGCCAGGCUUGUGGUUUCCAUGAGCCCCACUCUCGCUGCGAGCCAAACCCAUGUUACAAGGGCGUAUCCUGCACAGAGACCCGUGAGUACCCAGGGUACCGCUGUGGCUCCUGCCCUGAUGGCAUGAAGGGGAACGGAACCCACUGUCAGGACAUCAAUGAGUGUGCUCUGGCCCAGCCAUGUUUCCGACCAGAGGGGUGUGUGAACACUGCCAAGGGAUUCACCUGUGAGCCCUGCCCCCUCGGGUACUCAGGACCCCCCCUCAGGGGUGUGGGAGUGGACUUUGCCAAGAGUCACAAGCAGGAAUGCAGAGACAUGGAUGAGUGCGCAGAUCCGUCGAAUGCCUGCGUUCCCAACUCUGUCUGCAUCAACACUGAGGGCUCCUUCAGGUGUGGCGAGUGUAGGGAGGGCUUCGUGGGCAACCAAUCAACAGGCUGCUUCCUGCGUCGCUCCUGCUCCGCGUUAACCUUCGACCCCUGCGACGUCAACGCCCACUGUGUCAUGGAGCGCCACAGCGAGGUCUCCUGCCAGUGUAACGUGGGAUGGGCCGGCAAUGGGAACACGUGUGGCCCAGACACCGACAUCGACGGCUUCCCCGACGAAUCUCUGCCCUGCAUAGACAACGACAUCCACUGCAGAGCCGACAACUGUGUCAACACGCCCAACUCUGGCCAGGAGGAUGCCGAUGGGGACGGCAUCGGUGACCAGUGUGACGAGGACGCGGAUGGGGACGGCAUCAUAAAUGUGGAGGACAACUGUCGCCUGGUCCCUAACAAGGACCAGCAGAACUCAGACACAGACUCAUACGGCGACGCAUGUGACAACUGUCCCAACGUCCCCAAUGGCAGCCAGAAGGACACGGAUGGCAACGGAGCCGGGGACACUUGUGACAAUGACAUUGACGGGGACGGCAUCCCUAACGUUCUGGACAACUGUCCCAAGCUGCCUAACCCCAUGCAGACGGACCAUGAUGGGGAUGGAGUGGGGGAUGUUUGCGACAGCUGUCCAGAUGUCAACGACCCCAUGCAGUCAGACGUGGAUAACGAUUUGGUGGGAGAUGUGUGCGACACUAACCAGGACAUGGAUGGAGAUGGACACCAGGACACCAGGGACAACUGUCCAGACAUGCCCAACAGCUCCCAGUUGGAUUCUGACAAUGACGGAAUAGGUGACGAAUGUGACGAUGAUGACGACAAUGAUGGCAUUCCUGAUGUUCACCCUCCCGGGCCUGACAACUGUCGGCUCAUGCCAAACCCCAGCCAGACAGACACUGACGGUAUGUGGACAGACACUGACGGUAUGUGGACAGACACUGACGGUGUGUGGACAGACACUGACGGUAUGUGGACAGACACUGACGGAAACGGGGUUGGUGACAUGUGCGAGACGGACUUUGAUAACGAUUCGGUGAAUGACUUAAUUGACGUGUGUCCGGAGAGUGCUGAGGUCACGCUGACUGACUUCAGAGCUUUUCAGACAGUCAUCCUUGACCCAGAGGGUGACACCCAAAUAGACCCCAACUGGAUAGUGCUCAAUAAGGGCAUGGAGAUUGUUCAGACUAUGAACAGCGACCCUGGUUUGGCUAUAGGCUACACAGCCUUCAAUGGCGUAGACUUUGAAGGGACAUUCCACAUCAACACGGCUACAGAUGAUGACUACGUAGGCUUCAUCUUUGGCUACCAAGACUCGUCCUCCUUCUACGUGGUGAUGUGGAAGCAGACAGAGCAGACCUACUGGCAGUCACUACCCUUCAGGGCCAUGGCCCAGCCUGGCCUGCAGCUCAAGGCAGUGAAGUCUAGCACAGGCCCAGGUGAGUACCUGCGGAACGCCCUGUGGCACACAGGUGACACCCCGGGCGAGGUCACCCUGCUGUGGAAGGACCCUCGUAACGUGGGCUGGAGGGACAAGACUUCCUACCGCUGGCAUCUCAACCAUCGCCCACAGGUGGGCUACAUCAGAGUAAGGCUGUAUGAAGGGAUGACUCUGGUGGCAGACUCUGGGGUGGUGAUCGACACCUCCAUGAAGGGUGGCAGACUGGGCGCGUUCUGUUUCUCUCAGGAACAGGUCAUCUGGUCCAACCUGGGGUAUCGCUGCAAUGAUACCGUGCCUGAUGAUUAUCAGUUAUACCGCAAGCAGAUCAACAUCAGGGUGUGACGUUAGCACAACGUUCGACCUGACAAGCUACACAACAUCACUGGUGCCUUUGCUGGAUCAUUGUGUGUGUGUGUGUGUGUGUGUGUGUGUGUGUGUUUGUGUAGAUGAGAGAGAGAGGUUGGCGAAAGCAGUUGAAUUACCUAAAAUAUGCUCAAUAGAUCUUUGGAGGUGUGAAUGGGUGAACACAACACAUCCACAUUUUGGACAUUUGUAGCUGAAAAAGUGUUUGUCAAACCACACACCUUGUAUACAUGUUUGAAUGGAUGCAAAUCGAUCGUGUGUGCGUGUCUGUGUGUGCGUGUAUGCAAACAUCCUUCUGACACAAGAUGUUACCCUUGAACAUAAACUCAGAGAUGACCAACCCAUGAAAUGCUUGUCUGUAAGACACCUUUUUAUAGUAAUAAAACUACUCAAACCAAUCUCUCUUUCCUUCGUAUUUGAACUCCAGAUGUAAAACAAUGUCUUCUGAUCGGCAACACUGGAAUGGUAGAUUUUUUUGCCUUCAAGUUAACAACAUCAACUGAACAUCAACAACAACUAAGCAUACAGGACUGCUUUCUUAUUAUAAGUGUUCUUCCAACAUUUUAGUACAGCAUGUCUUGUUGCCCCUUGUGUCUAAAGGAUAGAACUGGGUGAAGGAAGUAAACUACUUUGAGGUCCCUCUAGAUGGCACCAAGUGAACAUCAACAUGGCUCUUGAGAAGAAAGGGGGUGAAAGUUGAGGACGGAGUACACGCUGAACUCUCAUUUCCAAAAACUCACCAUCGCACAUUCCAAACCACGUGACAUCAUCAUAGCUGAGUACAUGACCUGCCUGCCUUAAUCUGACUAUAUUGUGUGUAGGUCUUUUCAGUGAAAGACUCAAGGCAAUUAAUAGCUUGUGGUUUAAUGCAGAGGCCUAUAAUUAAGCAUUACUCUUCUUUUUUUUUCGGAAGGGCACAUUUCAUACGUCAAUUGUUUUCCAACUUUGUAUAACGACCACCUGUUACGGAUUCCUAUGGACAGUAUGGGUGAUCAACUCAAAGUGGAAACUACCAUUGGCACAACAGUAGAACGUUAUUAGGGCAAUAUAUCACAACUGGCUUUUCAUGCAUCUUUAAGAGUUAUCUACAGAGUGUGACCCCUCUUUAUUCUGAGCUUGUUUACAAAAUCUAAACUGUACUCAACUAGUUGUAAGUGUUUUACUCUAAGAAGUUUUUGCUAAAUGGUAUCUCUUCUCAACUUUCAUUCACAUAGGUCCCCCAUGCAUAAUACUUUCAUUGUGUUCCCCUGACUAAACAUUAGAUCCUAUUAUGACCCUAGAUAACUGGCACAUUAUUGAGGGUCCCAAUGUUUAAUCUU
Molecule: messenger RNA, 4543 nt
Organism: Hypomesus transpacificus
Lineage: Eukaryota; Metazoa; Chordata; Actinopteri; Osmeriformes; Osmeridae
Product: thrombospondin-3b-like
Exons: 23
Coding region: 246-3203 (985 amino acids)
Biological process (GO): cell adhesion
Cellular component (GO): extracellular region
Molecular function (GO): calcium ion binding
Source: RefSeq, a predicted model, not a curated record